This is a messenger RNA of Musa acuminata AAA Group (dessert banana), 2387 nucleotides long. Its product is annotated as preprotein translocase subunit SCY2, chloroplastic. Bases 406 to 2127 code for a protein of 573 amino acids. The record is from RefSeq and is a predicted model, not a curated record. Lineage: Eukaryota; Viridiplantae; Streptophyta; Magnoliopsida; Zingiberales; Musaceae. Gene Ontology annotation, cellular component: chloroplast thylakoid membrane. Gene Ontology annotation, biological process: SRP-dependent cotranslational protein targeting to membrane, translocation. Gene Ontology annotation, molecular function: signal sequence receptor activity; transmembrane protein transporter activity. The transcript is spliced from 15 exons.
UUUCCCUCCCUCUCCUCUCCCUUCCUCGCGGUUCGCUCUCAUACUCCGUGAAGGUGAACGGCGUCCGAUUAAGCUGGUGAAAUUGGAAAUCCUCCGCCUCACGGCCACUAACAUCGUCCUUCUGUUCGAUGACCACCGUCUCAAAGCGUCUAAUCGCGCAGCAUCCGCGUCCCCAGUGAGUCGGCCUCCCUCCUCUACGCCAUUCCACAGCUUCCAUCGAUCCUUAUAUUAGAACGUUUAAGGUGAAGCUAGGGUUUUGAGGGUUUUGGGGAGAGGAAGAUACUGGACUUCACUCGAACACGGCAACGGGGUUGUGGUCGGCCGGAUUUCAAGCUAGACGGUAAGCUCUUGUGCAACCUAACCCGUCCGAGUUGUAGCGAGCCGGAGUUCGUUUCUCUCGUGGUCAUGGAUACAGCCAUUUCAACCCUUCUCAACUUCCGCCUCCUUCGGCCGCUUGAAAGCAAAUUCCUAUUGCAAGACCAACUCUCAGGAUCAGCAUGUAGGCGACUCGGGUGCCAAUUUCCAUUAAGUAGUGGCUUCCAUGAAAAAUCGCAACCUUCACUAUCCAAAAGGAGAACUGGAUGUCUGUCUCUUGCUAGGAAAUCCAUGCUGUUCUGCUCCUUGAACAAUAACACGACGCAAGCCCCAUCUUUUGAAGCCAAAGAAAGGUUUGCUUUGAUGAGGAGGGAUGAUGAAGCUGCUGACCUUCUUGGAUCUAAGGAGAAGGGUGUGGCAUCUAAUGCCUCCUUUGAGGAGGUUAGAGCUAAGAGGUUCAACAAUAGUUUCUUAAACUUCACACGACUUGGGUCCAUAAUUGAUGAUGCCAUGGAAUCCUUCUUCAAAAGUGAGAUCCGACGGAGGCUUUUUGUGACGGCUGUGCUGAUCAUAGUAAGCCGCCUUGGCUACUUCAUCCCACUACCCGGCUUUGAUCGCCGUUUGAUUCCAGAUACUUACCUCAGCUUUGCUGCUGGAUCAACAGAUGAGCUUGGUGACUUUACCAGUGAGCUGAAGCUAUCACUUUUCCAGCUUGGACUUGGUCCUCAGAUAUCAGCAUCAAUCCUUAUGCAGGUUCUCUGCCAUGUUGUUCCAUCUUUGGUAAAGCUACGGAAAGAAGGUUUAGAUGGUCAUGAGAAGAUUAAAAGCUAUAUAUGGUGGACCUCAUUGGGUUUUGCAGUACUGGGAGCUAUUAUUGUUGCUUGUUAUUCAAUGCAGUACUCAAUAUAUGCUGCUAUUGACAGAGCCAAGCAUGUUGCCGUCACAAGCUUUUUAUUAGUUAUUGGUGCUAUGUUUAUGACGUGGAUUUGUGAUACAAUAUCAGAAUCGGGAUUCGGUCAUGGUUCAUCAUUGAUAAUCUGUGCUGGUAUAUUGACUGGUUAUACCGAGACUUUACAGAAGAUGUUAGCUCAGUUAUCGGGAAAUAUGCUGAGUUGGUGGCCUUAUAUACUUUCUGUACUUGGAAUAUUCAUGGUGGUAACGAUGUGGGCCGUUCUAGUUACUGAAGGUUGUAGGAAGAUCAAGUUACAAUACUAUGGUUUUAAACUUGCUUCUUCAACAAGACAUGGAGGGUCACCAGUUACUGAGGUGGAGCCGUAUAUUCCUUUCAACAUUAAUCCUACAGGAAUGCAGCCUGUCCUUACUACCACGUAUCUAUUGGCUUUUCCGAGUAUCAUGGCAAGUAUCUUUGGGGCACCAUUUUGGGAAAACCUGAAAGAAAUUUUAAACCCUGGGACUUCUGUUGGUGCAAAACCAUGGGUUUACUACACCAUUUAUGCUUUUUUUGUCUUUUUGUUCAACAUAUUUGACAUUGCAAACUUACCGAAAGAAAUUGCUGAUUACAUGACAAAAAUGGGUGCCAGGAUACCAAAUGUAAAGCCUGGAAAAGCAACUAUAGAGUAUUUAGCAAAAAUUCAAACUUCAACUCGAUUUUGGGGAGGAUUAUUAUUGAGUGUAUUGGCUACGAGUUCUACCUUGCUUGAUCAUUAUUUACGUCAUAUCAAUGAGGGAUUUGCAGUUGGGCUUACGUCAGUUUUAAUCAUUGUUGGUUCGAUUAUAGAAUUGAGAAGAUCUUAUCAGGCAUAUAAUGUGAUGCCAGCCUUGAGCAAGGUUUUAAGGAGAUACGGUGUAUAGUAUACAUACAUCACAAUGAGUAAACAACACUUGUAGCGGUAUUGUGUGACUACACGAUAUCUGCCAAUGGAGGUACAGUGCAAGAGGUCACGUUCUCACGAAUGUAGAAGCUCUGAUUGUGAUUGGUAGCAUCUACUAUUGACAUGCAAAAAACCAACGUUAGAUCUCCAGAAACCCAGAGUUACAAAUGUGGGUUGACAAGAUGGAACAUUUAGUGAAGAUAUUUAGCGCAUAAUGACUAACCCUAUCGUAUCAGCAUA